This is a messenger RNA of Knipowitschia caucasica, 3981 nucleotides long. Lineage: Eukaryota; Metazoa; Chordata; Actinopteri; Gobiiformes; Gobiidae. The record is from the annotation of a GenBank genome assembly.
AUGUCUGAACUGAGACCUGAAGAUCUGCUGGACCUGCACACUUCAGCUGUGUUCCUGAACAGCACUCACUUCCUGGAGGAGGUGCAGAGCAUUCUGGGUAAUCUGAUGAUGUCACAGAUGAUGUCAGAGCUGCGACUGGUCACUGUGACAUCACCGGAGUUCGGCUGCACGCCAGGAUUCAGCCUCAGUGCCGAGAAAGACGCGUGUGUCCUCUGUCCUCCUGGCUACUUCUCCUCUAAGGGGGCGUGUCUCCACUGUCCCUCGGGAACAUAUCAGGAUGAAGAGGGGCGGGACUUCUGUGUGACAUGUCCUCGAGGGUCUUCUGAGAUUGGAGCAUCCUCUGUCCAUCAAUGUAAGACGGAGUGUCAGCAGCAGAGGAGGCGGUGCUCUGAGUCAGGUGACUUCCUGCCGGCGCAGCCUAACUUCCUGUCUAGGAUCUGGGGGUGUGUCACUAAAGAGGGGGCGUGGCUAGAGUGGACCAAUAGUGAAACGCCUCUGACGGACAAGGAAUGCACAGCUCUCAGUAACUUCCGGCUGCUCUCUGACGCUGAGGUCCAGUCUGGAUCUGAAGCUGUCCUCCUGAGAACUGUGACUCCUGAGAGGACCCUGUGUCUGAAGGAAUGUGUCCUGUCCGUCUCCUGCCACCAUGUGGCGCUGUGGAGCGACCGAUGUGAGCUGUACAACACGAGCGAAGAGAACACUGACUGUAGCACCGCGACCGUGACCAAAGGGUUUCUGGGUAAUCCUGAGGUGGAGCAUAUUGAUUGGCUGCGCUGCGCGGUGAAGGUGAGGGGCGGAGCUUUAGGACGACAGGUGUUCAGAAAGACAGGAGACCGGUAUUCGUCUGGGUCUCAGUCCGAGUACUCAACCUCUGAUCAUGUGACCCUGAAGAAGGCGGAGUCAGGCGUGUACCGUACAAUUGUAUUCUCGGCCAAUCAGAGCACUCGGUCUGACGUGCAGCGCUUCUGCCUGAGCACGUGCAGAAGAGAUGCCUGCUGUGAGGGGUAUGUGCUCAACGAGAACCGCAUCAACAACGGAUCCAUCAUGUGUGGUCUCCUGCACUCGCCAUCAGUCCUGCUCUGCUCAGACCAGGACUGGGACGUAAUUGGUCGAGGAGCUGCCAAUCGAGACUGUGGGGUGGGGUUUAGGUACAACAAGAAACACGUCAACUUCCUGUUUGACAUCGGAGGCCCCGCCCUCCUCUUCAGUCGCUCGGAUGUGGUUCUGGACCAAAUGGACGACGACAAAUAUCAGGCUUCACUGGUGUCGUUCAGCAGUGUUCAGCUUGAGUCAGAGCCAAAGUCGUCAGGAUCCUGCUCCAGUCCAGAGUCUGGUCCAGAGUCCGGACUUCCCGUAGACCCCUCGGUCCGGAGCCGGUUCCAGCCUCUCUCUGUGGAGCAGGUGAAAGUGACGCCUCAGAAACAGCCCAGUCUGACUUUCUGGUUCAACAAGAGGAACUACAGUUCCCAGGAUGCACUGCUCUCCUGCCUUCAACGUUGUCUGUCGGAGCCGCUCUGCUCAGUGGCGGACAUCUUGGAUCUUCACUCAGACUUCUUCUUCUGUGAACUGUUCCCGAACACCGCGGUGUGUGGAGACUAUGCAAACCCGGAGCGCCAGCAGUGUCUCCCCCUGCUGUCCAGACCCCCAAACAACACCUACAUAAAGACAGUGGACUUGUCUGGCCCAGUGAAAAGCUUCUAUCAAAGAGUUCCGUUCAGGAAGAUGGUCUCAUACUCGGUCCGGACCAGGAUCCAGGUCCCAGAGACCAGUUCUGUGUCGGAGAGUUUCCGUGAGUGUGAGCGCCGCUGUGAUGAAGACCACUGCUGCAGAGGGUUCGGUCUGAUCCGAGACCCAAAGACCGGGUCUGAAUUUGGUCUAGUCUGUUUGCCCCUCAUCAGCCUUGGAGUCCUCACCUGCCCCGAAAACCAGACCCAGUGGACUACACAAGACUGCAGCCCCUCCCCCCUCCUCGCCUCCCCCGUCCCUUUGGGUUGGUACCAGAAGCCCGUAGACCAGUGGAGCUCCAGUCCUGGUCUGUGUCCAGACUUCAGACUCCCUCAGACCAGGACUGUCCUGAACCGGACCAUGUGGAGUUCAGUCUCUGGCCCUGCCCAAUUGCUCGUAGACCCCGCCCUCAACACCUAUGACAUCAUCCACCUGAGCCGUGACAUCAUCGAGGACCGAGAGAAGGCGUUGGACUGGUGUCUGCACGCUUGUCAGGAGUCCUCGUCCUGUUUCGCGGUGGCCUUCUCGCUCUCGGCCAGUGGGGGGCGCUGUCUCCUGUAUCCAGACACCAGGGUCUGUAGCUCCGUCUCCUGUCAGCUGGUCCUCCAAGAGCCCGCCCACCAGGUGUAUGUGAGACCAGCUGACAGGGUCCAGCCCCAGACCCUGGACCUGCCUGGCUCUCGGUCUCUCCGGGGCCAAACCGUGGACGUGGUCUUGGACUCGGACCGGACCAGGUCUGUGGUGCAGUUCCUCGGCGUUCCCUUUGCGCGGCCACCAAUUGGAGUGCUGCGAUUCACCCCAGCCCAGCCUUCUGAUUGGACGGGAGCUUGGGAUGCCACAAAGCCCCGCCCCUCGUGUGUGGAGCCAGGGAGAGAGAGCGGGGCGAGCGAGGACUGUCUGUAUCUGAACGUCUUUACACCUCGCAACCAGAGGGGGGCGCUGCCGGUCCUGGUAUACUUUUACAACUCCCCCACAGGGUUCCUGGAUGGGUCCCUCCUCUCCGCACGGGGGGACCUGGUGGUGGUCUCUGCCCAGUAUCGGAGCUCUGCUCUGGGCUUUGCUCUCUCAGACGCCGGCCUGUCGGACCAGGAGGCGGUGCUUCAGUGGGUCUCUGCCCACAUCCACCUGGUGGGCGGGGCUAAAGACAGAGUGACAGCGGGGGCGGAACGUCAGGGCGCAGACAUGCUCAGUACACACCUGCGGUUACCGGGGCAACCACUAUUCAACAGGCUCCUACUCAUGGGGGGCUCUGUCUUCUCUCCCUUUCUCCUCCGCUCAGACUCUCGGAGCCUCUCCAUGGAUCUGGCUCGUGAGCUCGGGUGUGACAUCAUGGACGCCGAUCGUGUGAUACGCUGUCUCCAGGAAGCUGACCUGACUAGACUGAACCAGGCCCAGACCCGGAUCUUGGCCCAGACCGGACCCCUCACGGCCUGGGGUCCAGUCCUGAAACCGGAACGAGACUUCGACCGAAGACUGCACCGAGUGGACCUCCUGCUGGGGACAUCCGAGACCGACGGACUCAUCAGCCGAGCCAGGACCAUCAAGAAGUUUGAGGAGCUGUCAGGUCGGACAGACUCGAAGACUGUGUUCUAUGAAGCUCUGGUCCGGUCUCUGGGUCUGGAGUCGGAUCGUAACCAGACUACAGGUCCAAACAGGGCCAUUCUGAAGGAGGCGGCAUCCUGGCUCUAUACUCUGGAACACAAACCCUCCCCGUCCUCCUACAACCUGUUCUCAAGAGCUCUGGACAACGCUACAAGGGACCUGUUUGUUGUGUGUCCGUCUCUGAAGAUGGCUGAAGUUUUCGCUCAGACUGAAGCUAGCGUUUAUCUGUACCACGUCCCAGCCACAAACACCAGGGCCGACGUCCGCAUUCCCAUCGACGUCCAGUUCCUGUUUGGGGGACCGCUUCAUCCAAUCAGCUCGCAGCGUUUCACCGCCGUGGAACGCAAGAUAUCUGAGGCGAUGAUGUCAUACGUGACACAGUUCAUCAAGACCGGAGACCCAAACCCGUCUCGUCUACUUCCGGAGUCUGUGCUUCCACGUUGGGGGCGUGUCCUACAAACAGAGACCACGCCCACUUACCUGGAACUAAGCCCCACCCCCAGAUCUACCCGUGGCCUGAGACCAGUCCAGUGCUCCUUCUGGAACCAACUGGUCCCCAAACUGAGAGGUGAACCAGAGGCGAAGCCAGUUCUCAUAGCCCCGCCCCGCUCCUCUGUGGGCCAAUCACAGGCUGAGAAGGACAGCUACAGCUAA